Messenger RNA from Rhizoctonia solani, 10707 nucleotides. Its product is annotated as Sodium/hydrogen exchanger family. Gene Ontology annotation, biological process: proton transmembrane transport; fermentation. Gene Ontology annotation, cellular component: membrane. The record is from RefSeq and is a predicted model, not a curated record. The transcript is spliced from 43 exons. Gene Ontology annotation, molecular function: antiporter activity. The coding region runs from base 1 to 10707 and encodes 3568 amino acids. Lineage: Eukaryota; Fungi; Basidiomycota; Agaricomycetes; Cantharellales; Ceratobasidiaceae.
AUGUCCAUCCGCGUCCUUCACUGUCACAUUACAUGGCGCUAUUGGCUAUGGAGGACCCGGGAAGGGGAGGAAAUUCAGUAUGAUCAUACUGUUGGUGAGGAACCCAAAAAAUCCAGUUCAAACCGGAGCGAUGCUGAAUUACCUUGCCGAGUACACGCAUUUUUUGAAGGGGUUGAAUGGUUCAUUUAUAACCGAACGCCGUCCUAUAACGUUAUAAUCGAAAAACUCGGCGUUCCAGAUGUCCUGGCUCCUCCGGACGUCGAGGGAACCACAGAGGAGACACCACAUCCAGUCCUUGCGACAACAUAUCCUCCAACUCCUUCGUCCUCGUCUCAAAAAUCCGUAGUUGACGAGAAUCAAGGGAUUUGGAACAAGCUAAGAACUGCGGUUUGGCGUGUUCGAAUGCCUGAAAUCGACUUCAACGAGAUUCUUCCAGUGGGGUUAGAGUUUCGCAAAGGCGCCCUGGUCGUAGGAAAUGAUUCAACCCCGUCGAUUCUGAUAAUGGACAUUGCUGGGGGCACUGGAUCUUAUGGAGUAUCACAGUCCCGGUCAAAGUAUGACGAGUAUAAGCAGAUGUACGACAUCCAGCUUGGACAAGUGAAACUCAUCACUCGGACUAAUCCCGACUACCGAAAGAGAAUGGUAGAUCGAGGGAAUGAAGUCGUCGAACACAUUGGUGAUUCGUCGAACAACUUGCCGCCUGGGUCCCUUUCGUUCGAGACGUUUCGCCAAAUUAUACACCGCUUGAGUCUUCCUUUUUCUGCCCCUGCGACACCAUAUCUUUCUGGUGCGGCGCCAUUCCCAAAGAAGUGGGGAGGUCUUGCACGUUAUCACCACACCAACAACGAUAGCAGCGAAAAGACUGGCAUUCUGCACGAACCAGAAUACGCCAAGGUGACAUGCCUGUUAGAGACCCCAGCGCUGAACAUUAUCUACUAUGGAGACGUCGCCGGCAAGGUGCCUCAUCAUGCCAAGACAAUGCCUACGGAACCCGUCGAUAUAGGUAAUGGUGAUGAAGCACCAGAGUGGGGUAUUGAGGUGGAGUUACAUGGGGGCCCAAGCACAAUUACAUAUGGCCCUUGGGCUGACCGUCAACGUGUGCAUUGGCAACAAAUGCUCGCACCGUCUACGUACCAGAAUACCCAGCCAACUCCCAAACUUAAAACCGGGGACCUCAGGCAGUCCGUUUCAUUGCGCGUAUCAAUUCGAUUUCGGGACGAAGUCAAGUUCCGUAUUCCGACACGUGAACCUUCCAAGGCAAGUAGUUUGUUAGACUGGCGAUAUGAUGGUCAGGGUGACCUUGAUAUCCAAAGGCGGAGACAUCGACGCUAUGGAUGGCUCGAUUUGCGAAUUGAAGCUGAAUCGUUUAUUAAGUACACACUGCCUAUGGUGGCAUCGUGUGACGGCUAUACUGCUAUCGAAGCUAACCUUAAGACGGUUGCUGCUUCUUCGAGCGUGAAUCAAGUUGAGUUCUUACGUGCCGAUCGAUGCACCAUACGAGCUACCAUGCCGACUCCCCAUAAAUGGAAUGCCGAAAGAAAGUGGGAUGUUCAAGUAGGACUAGUCAAGCCAAGUAUCAAGUUACUCCGGGACCACAUCAACCUUGUUUCAGAUAUAGUUAAAGACUGGACGAGCAUUCCACUUCCGCCCAAUUCUAUGGAAGAUGUAAAGCGACUGGCCACCGAAGAGUAUAACCGUUUCGUCCCAAUUACCUACUCAUUGGGAGUGGCCUUGGAAAGCUAUCGCCUGGAUCUGUAUGCGAACGAUCACAAUAUUGUAGAUUGGCCGCUUUCUCACGUGGACAAUUCAUUUCUGACCCUUACUGGCCACAACUUGAGCACCAACGUAUUGAUUUUAUCCAACGAAUUCCGCCCAGAGUUUUCGGCAACGCCUUUUGAGGUUAUUGCACCCAAUUUAGAUCUGACUCUUUCUAUGCCCAAAUGGAAUACACACAGCGCAUUCAGUACCCCUCGCACAUCGAAUAUUGGACAUGUGAAGUCGUUGUCUGUAUCAGGUUCCUAUACAUCGUAUGCGGAUAUCCGAGCGGAUGCGGUGGAUCGAUUGAGAAUGGAUAUCGAGGCAUUUGGCUGGGCAAUUCGGCAUCUAAUGGUAGUCAAGGAAAACUAUUUUGGAAUGUUCACCAACUUUACGAUGCGAAAUGAAUUCUUUACCAAAUUGCACAGUCAGAACCUGGGUGAUCCAGUUCGCGAGAAGUAUAGGGAAGGCCAGACGAAUCCGUUUGAAAUUGACAUGGGUCUUGUGGUAUCAGACAGUCUGUUGGUACUGCCACAGGAGGUGUUUGACUGUCAGGGCGCUACCUUGGUGCGACUUCCAGAGUUACAAGUUAUUUUGCGCUCGCAUGAACAUGCUAUGGAAAUGUCGCUGAAUGUUGCCCCAUUCUUACUCUCUGUUACGGAAACCGCCCCGGUUACUUUUAACCAUGAGGAUAAUCAAACAAACCCCAAGGACUGUUUGAAGGUCGAAGGUAUCGAUAUCACGGCGAACCGCCUUUUCGGUCCUCAGCCGGAAGUCGCGACGUACUUGUGCAUCUGGGAAAUACUACUAGGAGAAAUCAGCGGUCGGCUCUCGGUGUCUUCAUUAGUGGGAAUUCUUGCAUCUGCUCGUGCCUUUCGAAUCAAUUUCGCGGACGAUUUCAACUCUCCAUCAAGUGAUUUUGCGCCUCCUCCACUACCUGACGUUACCUUUUUGCGAGUCACAUGCCCCUUGAUAGAUGUGACAAUUGGAUUGGGGACCACUAUUGAUCACAUACUACCUCGUCCGCAAGAAGCCUAUGAAGACUCGUUAUUGCACUUUUCGAUAUCAAAGGGAUUCUCCAUCCGGUUGACGGAUCGGCCUCACCCUUCAUACGCAUCUUGUAUGCGCUUUGAUCUACCUAAUAUCAGCUUUCGAAUCCUUCAACGAGUUACUGGCUUCCACCAAACUUGGUUCGAGCUUGCCAGCAUAUCUGCCGAUAUAUCCGGGGAACAAGCAAGCGCGCCAUUGGGAUGGAAGGAGCACACGCAAGAACAGCUAAACUUCCUUAGGAUGCAAGAUGCUACAACUCAUCGAGUAGGGUUUCUGUAUGGGUCUAACCUUCCCGUUAGCGAAGUACCUCGACAUGGAGGUUUGACGUAUUUGACUCCUCUCAAAGUUCCUUUUGGAUUUGGAGAACACAAAAUUCGGCCUAACUCAACUGCAGAAUCAGGUUUUGAGGGGAAGGAAUAUGCCGAUUCGUUCCGCUCAGAACAGGACGAGGUCAUGACUGAGGCUUCCCGUGAUGCUAGGGUCGCGAAAUCGAGGCCAGUAACCCCACAGGUUGUAAUCGGGAAAUCUGGUUUGAUGUUUAAGGGUCGUAAUCCUACCUUGGACGGCGAGAUAUCUUCAGGAGACGAGUCUGACAACGAUCCUUCGGAGUACGAGCCAAGUGUGACAAGUAGUGUAGUAGCAUUUGGAGAGGAUGAAAUUAGUGUGCAAUCGCCGCAGUGGCCAUUUGUUGAUCAUUACCGUCAAGCGCUUCGCCGUUACAGGCCCGUAUACAGCGGAUAUAACGCAGAAUACGAAACAUUUUGCCUGAAACAUGCAACAGCUAGGAAAGAUGCUCAGGAUAACGAAGACACUUCAUCACUCAAGAUUACAGUUCAGCACGGCUUGAAUGUUAUGGUUACUCCAACUUGUAUACCGUUCACAUGUCAGUUGAUUACGGAGUUCAAUACCCGAUCUUCCACACUAGACUUGCUUGUUGAUUCGAUAUUGGACGAUUUCCUGGAUAUCCCUGUUUCCAACCACAAUGGCACUGCAAAUCGUCUGUCGGUAGAAAUCGAUAUUCCGCUGACAAGGAUAAUGUUUCUUCAGAGCCUCAUGUCUUCAACGGAAGCUGAUGCACUCUCCACUGGCGUACGCAGACACACCGCAUUACCUAUUCAUGUUGAUGCGCGAGUUCUGGCACUCUUCGAUAUCGAAGUACAACAGGCAGCUUGUCGAUUGGAAACACUUAGUAGCAUCGAUCACCAGACAACCAUCUGCGUGAAGGCUAGCUCGAUCGACUCUCGACUUCGAAAGUUAGUCAGUAAGCCAUUUGCGCACUCGGGCUACGAACUGGAGCCUUCGACUGAUAAGUUGCGGCUGAAAUUCGCUGGAGCUGGCCUCGAUCUAUCACUCAGUGAUAAGUCACCAGAGAUCUUAAUCACCGCACUGGAGGCAUCAAACCAUAGCAUCGGACGCGUUACUUCUUUCAUGGAGUCUGCUUCGGAACUUUCUUCUCGUCGCCGUCGUUAUCUCGUUUGGGCAACUAUGAAUCUACUACAGGGACAAACUGUUACAGCGGACCCAUUUGCAACGAACCUACCGUCCUUCUUAGUUCAGACUGGUCGUCCCGGGCGACUUCGGUCGGAUCCUUCUUGGAAGAUUUUGACUAUACUUCAUCAAUGCAUGCGUCAAAUGGGACCGGAUAAAAGAAGGGAGUUACAAUCCAACGUACUCGCGCCAAAUCUUGAGUUACCAAUGAAAGAGCUCACAGAGCUUUCGCCGCUCACGCAGAAACGAUGGGCCGAGCUAUACGGACAGGACGAGCAGGGAUCCCAUAAGGUCCCUGCGAUCCUACAAAAAUUGUUCCCUUCAAAAUCCGAGAAUCAUUCCCCACUCCUAUUCCGUGGAACACUCGCUCUUAGCUCCCGACACACCAAGUUUGUUCUUCAAAGCCGGGAAGGGGACUAUAACGAAAUGAAACUUGGUGACUUCAACCUUCACCUGCGGUGCUCAACGGCGAAUUACUUGCCACAGCAUCUCCCUGAAUCUAUUGUUGCGGAUACGGAAAAUUCUGUUUGUGCAGCGUCAGAUGACUGCAUUGGGAAUCGACCACAAAAACCGGUGCAAUCCAACAAGCCUUUUACUAUUCCGUUCCGGCACGUUGUACUGGAAUUGGCGCUUUCCGCCUCAUCGCUUGCCUUUGCUGCUCCAGCCCAACAAAUUACCUUUGAGGCUCAAACAUCAGGUUGCACUACGAGCAUCUCUUCUGUCAUUACCUUACCCGAAGCUCCGUCACCUCCUCGCGGAUCACUUUCUGUUAGUUUCACCGCAGAUGCCAUCUUACUCCAGGCGAACCAAUGGAAAACCAAUAAGGCUAGUAAAUCUCUGCUGGCAGGCAUCGAGCUGCGUCAUGUUGUAAUUCAUGGAGCCGCCAACGAAGACACAGGAUCGUCAACUCAUGCUAGAGUUCUACUAUCUUUAGAUCAGUUCAAAAUCAACGUUCCCCGUAGCGUGCUUCAGCUGUACCGAUUCAUCGAUAGUUGGCGAACGGAAUAUCUUCCAGCGUACGACUCUAUGAUCCAAGAUCUAUUAUUGGAACUGGACUACAACCCCCGCCCUAGGAACCCCUCGCCCUACAGUCCCGCUUUGUUUUCAGGCGACCUGAAAAUAAUCGUCCUGCACUCUGUUACCUUCUUGGACUUGAAGGGUACACAGGAGACUGAAUUUGGUCAUCGAAUUGGCUCGCAGGUUAUUCAACUCAUAAACGGACAACCCAACAUCGGCAGACCAACGCCUAACACAAACUCUGUAUCCUUGGAGCUCCCCUCUCUUAGACUCGAAGGGAAAUAUCCUCAGUUAGACAUUCGUAUGCAUGUGGACCGUUUCUCGGUCACUCUCAAACCGCAAUAUUUCGAUGACUUCUUGGCUGUACAACAGAAGUUCGGGAGUGAUUUUAAUGAGCUGGUUGACCUUGCAAUUGAGUUCAAAACUCAACGUGGUACUCCACUUACGGAGCCUUCAGAGACUAUCCCAACCAUGUUCGCAAAGUUCGAUGUGUCAUUCACGUUCGACGGGUUCCGCAUUGGAAUUGAAGGACCUUCUUCCACUCAGUAUUUGGAUUCUUCAACCAUCAAGGGUCAAGUUCACAGCGGCACACAAAAACGAUGGAGCUUCGGAGUGGAGAGUUUGGCACUAUCCUUGGCUCACCAGUCUGCUCCUCGCCGAGCCCGCACAAACUUCGAUAGAAAGUAUCGGUCUGCUUACAUGGUCUUUGAUAUGUCAGCCCAUAAUAUUGAACAUUUGGAUUCGUCUCAAGAGAACCACUUGGGUAUUACAAUCAAUUUUGUACAUGCUGUUAUGCAACCAGCAGCGAUCGCUGAAUUAGGAGAUCUGAUCGAUCAUAUUCAGGCGGAAAUGUUGUCCAGGCAGGAGCAACGUGCAGCCGAGCUUGAGGAAAUCCGUCGUAAGACACGACAGGUGAUGCGAACUUUAGAGCACAACGACCAUCCGCAUUCAAUCCGGGAGACCAAGACCUUCCUAGAUAACCGAAAGAUCGAGUUUACUGUCAAAGACACCGGCAUUGUCUUCCCCUUGACUCUACAAGAUGACCUCAUGCUGCCGCAGAUGGGCUCUUCUAUUAUAUCCCCUUUUAGUCCUUCCUCAGUGCCCGCACUCCUGAUUUCUCUUAGUUCUGUUUCAUUCGUGACGCAGCGGUACGAAACCGGACAAGCCAAAAUACAAGAAUUUUCAUUCCAAUUCGUCCCCGGAUUCGAUCAGAGUCAGCCUGGUCACUUCAACGGAAGUACCCAUGACACACGCAACCGCAUGAUAUAUCCUUCGAUGGAGGCCGAAGUGCGCUCGACCUCUACCCCCACCACACGGCAAGUUCGGAUUCGAGCCAUCGUUAGUGGAUUCGAGCUUGAUAUUGAGCCAUCAAUCGUCAAUUAUGUGUUUUCCAUCGUGGACGUUUAUCGGCAAGGAAGGGAUCGCAUAUCUAGGUUGGCGACUUACACGACAAGAUCCGAUGCAGCGUCCUCUAUUACCCAGUUGGCUCCUGCAGUACCUUCCAAUGCACAGUACUCGGCUGUGUUAACUACCAAUAUCAAAGCUUCGUUUGAAUUCAAAAGCGGGCGAAUUCGAUCGCAUACACCUAGCGUACGGGCGAGUGACCCCGAACGGACUCAAUCCGUUCCUACGCUUUCACCUCAAACUGAAAUCUUUGAACAUGGGACCGACAUUCUUGACCUUCCUAUGGUUUCGGCCUGGUUAGAAUACAAAGCAACACCUGCAUCUCAGAAAGUGAUGGGCUCCACAACCCCGAAUCAAUCCAUACUGGUUUGCGAUACGACUAUUCAUCCCAUCUCAAAUGUUCUCAAACCUAGCCUUUGCCUUUCCUUACUGACGUUUCCAAGCGUGUACAAGAACGUUUGGCACAUGCACCCACACCUCCUCGGUCUCCCGGCGCCACUCCUUUCUCCGAUCUAUCAACAAUCCAUGAAGGGUUUGAAUAUCAACAAGUCGACUCUGGAACUGACUUGCCAACCUGAUGUUAAUGUCGUUGCUGGAUUGAACUGGGAAAGCGGUGGCUUUGUUGUCACUAUCUCACCAGGGGCACGGGAAGUGGCUGUAGUCGGAACGAUGACUUCCCUCACAGCUGGAAUUCAGCACGGCUAUCUUAACGAAGACUCCAUUUCCGCUAAGGCGCAGAAUCUUACAUUUUCGGUGGACUUCCGCAAACUCAAAAGUGACGAAGACGCGACCACAAAUUCUGUUUCGGUUGUUAUCAAUACAGAGAUAGCUGCGAAGAUGCGAUUCUCUCGUCUCCAGGAUUUACUCUGUUUCAAGGCUGUCUGGCUCGACCGCAUCCCAGUGUUCGACUCUCUGGUACGCCCGCCACCUGUACACUCGUCCGUGAGCGUGAUCAAGGCCGAGCUCCCUGGCAGUAACUAUGUUCCCCUGACGCAACCUUUCCAAACACUGGUUCUCGUAAACGUCGAUAAGGUCAACAUCAUGGCGGACCUGGGGCCCACCAUUGCUCAAGUUACCUUGGAUAUAGAAUCACUCACAUUCAGAACAAGGCUGUGUGAAGAUGUUUCUGAGGCCACCCUCACCAUGGCCAAACUGGAUCUCUUAUCCGAACGUGCGGUUAUGGGCUACGUUCAUAUGCCAGACUUUGUAUUCCAAACUGUGCGCCGUAGGCACGGAAAACUUUCUCAUGAUAUUGAUGGUCAUGCAAAAAUGCUGGAGCUCACGCUCAAGAGUGGAGAUAUUGAAGCUGCAAUGGAGUACGAACGUCAGCAUUUAAUGCAUUUCCAUGCGGACCCGUUGCAUGUGACUAUUUUCGAUGAUUGGUCGAAGGUUGACUCAAACAUACCAGUUCAAGACCGAGAGGUGCUGUUGGAGUUUGGUAUUCAAGCGGGAGAAAUUCUUGCGUACUCCUCGACUUCAACUAUUCCGAAGAUGAUAUCCCUAGGAGGGAAACUCGCAGCGCUCAUUAAAGCACAGAAGCUAGGGGCAGCCCGUGAAUCAAAUGCUUUCCGUACUAGCCAAAUGCCCAAGCCCGACACUGCGCUCUCUGAGGUUGCCGCAGCCAUGUUGCAGUCUGCCCGAUCGAAGUUUAGGGAGACCGAAACAUUCCAAUUUGCUGUUAUCCAGAGGCUAAAGCUCAGUAUCAAGACACUGAAAUUGGCCGUACCUCCAGUGACCCAGCAACGCGCCGAAACGGCACUUUUUACUGCGAGACAAGUCGAAGGAGAACUCCAUCGAACAAUCCGACCUCAUGAACCACCUCGACGCAAGCUGUUACUUGAACUAGGGGCAUUUAGCAUUCGAGGGAUGCAUUCCCGUACGACGGACAAUAAAAUUUGCUACGACUUCGCUAUCAAUCUUACACAUCAUCCUGUCGGAGACAAGGGCAUUUAUGUGGCGUUGAGUUUUGCCUCUUGGAAUUGGCUCUUGGGUAUUAAACGAAAGUUCGAGACCGACCUCGAGACAGCCUUUGCGGAAGUAGCGCAACUAACCAAGGACACAACCCCAAGACACCGACGCAGAACUGUUGACACUGAUCCCGGUGGCAGGAGCACAGAUGAUGAUGCUGGAACACGCACUGCAUAUCACAGCCCAGCUCUGACCCUCGUUCUCAGACCCCUCCACCUUCGUCAGCACCUACAUCGCCACAUGGGGCAAGCAUCCCCACUCCUCAAUCUUCCACGAAUGUCAUAUCCGUUCAGCCGAUUAGCGGGUCUCGGGUCUAGACUGAUUUUCGGGAGCAAAUUUAGGACUAAAGUUGAGAUAGACACAUCGGACCUAAACAUUUGCCUGGCGACCAUGUCGCUUUACAUUUGUGUAUAUGGUCAGUACGAGCUCUUUUUUAUCUGGGGAGAAGCGAUGCCUACGCCGGCCCUAGGUCUCGUGUCUUAUGUUGUCAAACAUAGGCUCUACCUAUCAGAGCCACUAAUCGCAUCGUUGUUUGGAAUCAUCGUAGGGCCAGCAGUCCUGGGAUGGGUUGAUCCCAAUUUAUGGAAGCCCGAAGAAGAUAGAAUGAUGGGCUACAAGGAUAGUUUGACUCUAGCUCUAACCCGAAUUACUAUCGGAAUCCAAGUGUUCUUCGCUGGUGUGGCUCUUCCCAAAAAAUACCUUAAAUCACAGUUUCAAAGCCUCGUGAUGCUUUUGCUACCAAUUAUGGCCAUUGCAUGGAUAGUGUGCGGGUUCUUGAUUUAUGAGCUUAUUCCAGGGUUGACAUUUCUGGAAGCACUGAUCAUAUCUGCGUGUAUCACUCCUACGGAUCCUAUCCUUGCGAACGCUAUUACCAAAGGAAGGUAUGCAGAGCAGAGCGUGUCGUCAGCUGUUCGUAACAUCAUCGUCGCUGAAUCUGGAGCAAAUGACGGAUUGGGAUAUCCAUUUAUAUUUUUACCAUUGCUUAUGAUCAUGGCCCGCAGUUCUGAAGAGUUUCAUGGACCGAACCGAAGCUUGAGUGGCGUUAUUGCCCGCUGGAUUUAUGAAACCUGGUUAUACCAGAUCGUCCUUUCAGUUGUAUUGGGUCUCCUAAUUGGUUGGGUAGCCCGAAAAUCUUUACGAUGGUGCGAGGAACGACAUAUGCUUGACGAAGAUAACUUUGUAGCAUAUGGCACCGGGCUCAGUUUCUUUUGUCUAGGAUUCUUAGGAAUCAUGGGAUCCGAUGACUUAUUGUGUUGUUUCAUUGCUGGAAACUCGUUUUCAUGGGAUGAUCGCCAACGUCUUGCCGCUGAAGACUCGGGUUUCCAGGACAUUAUUGACAUGCUGCUAAACGCAGGAAUCUUUAUGUACAUUGGGGCUAUUAUCCCUUGGUAUGCAUAUAAUGACCCGACCACCGGAAUCGUGCCAUGGCGAGUUGUAGUACUCGCCAUUUGUGUAUUAUUGUUCCGCCGGCUACCUUGGGUAGUUUCAAUCCCAUUUCGUCCCUCAACGAAGCCAUUUUCAUUGGAUGGUUUGGCCCCAUUGGAGGCAGGUAGCUGCACUCCGCUGUUUGAAUUGGGUUUGACCCUCGAGUUUUCAGUCUCUGCCAUUUUCUAUGUUCAGAUCGCACUCAAGUAUCUCCCCAAAGAGUCUCGAGACCAGGUUAAAAGGACUGUCGAGCCGGUUAUGGUAUUUAGUAGCAUCCUCGUCCAUGGCAUCACUGUGCCCGCAUCCAAACUCCUUAUGCACGGUGUAACGCUCACUCGGACGCUCACCCAAUCUGGUCUCCCCGGCUUGGAGAAACGCGAUCAUCGAGAUGGUCGGCCCGUUACUGUCGACGACAUUCGCCGCAUCGGAGUUCCCAUUCCACUCCCGGUAUAUCAUAGUGAGACGGGAAGACGGGUGUCCAGCACUUCUGUGCCCGAGUCAAUUGCGAUGGGCGACCGGGCACCUUCUGACCAAGAACGCGAAACGGGGGUCGAAGGCCGUACGGUAGUAUUCCAAACUCCCAGCGAGCCAACUGUGUAA